Molecule: messenger RNA, 6941 nt
Organism: Myxocyprinus asiaticus (Chinese sucker)
Lineage: Eukaryota; Metazoa; Chordata; Actinopteri; Cypriniformes; Catostomidae
Product: nucleus accumbens-associated protein 2-like
Exons: 8
Coding region: 354-2039 (561 amino acids)
Biological process (GO): regulation of transcription by RNA polymerase II
Molecular function (GO): protein binding; DNA-binding transcription factor activity, RNA polymerase II-specific; RNA polymerase II cis-regulatory region sequence-specific DNA binding
Source: RefSeq, a predicted model, not a curated record
AGAGAGAGAGCGCUGGCGUUCUAGCUCGAGAUCAGUCGAGGUGAAGAGGGUAUGUGUGAAUCAAGACCCUAGAAACUUUCAUCCGGUAAAGCGUCGCUCACUUAUAUGGAGGAGACACUCAGCGGGAAAAUAUGGGAUGGAAGAGAUCAGGGUCGUCAUAUAGAGAUAGACAGAGAGAUGAACUUGGUACCUUCAAGCAUGUGGAUAUUGCUCCCAAGGAUGAACCAGACAAUGUUUCUGAGGUCUUGGCUGAUUUCUUUUGAUUUUCCCAUGAUGUCAAGCAAAGAGCCACUGAGUUUGAAGAUGACCACUUGCUGGCUCAGUUGAUGGUGUGUUUGUGAAAGCGGGCCACUAUGUCCCAGAUGCUUCAAGUGGAGAUCCCAAACUUCGGCAGCACGGUGCUGGGCUCGCUGAACGAGCAGCGCUUACUGGGGCAGUAUUGUGACGUCUCCAUCCUGGUUAAAGGUCAAGCCUUCAAAGCUCAUCGUGCGGUGCUGGCGGCGAGCAGCCUAUAUUUCCGUGAUCUGUUCAGCAGCAGUGCUAAAGCGCAGUUCGAGCUGCCCUCGUCUGUGACGCCGGCAUGUUUCCAGCAGAUCCUCAACUUCUGCUACACGGGCAAGCUCACCAUGGCGGCCAGUGAGCAGCUCGUGUUGAUGUACACUGCCGGUUACCUGCAGAUCCAGCACAUCGUGGAGCGCGGCAUGGAUCUGAUGUUCAAAGCCAACUCGCCGCACUGCGACUCGGCCACUGCCGCCAUGGAUGAUCUAGGCUCGGAGCCACAGAGUCCCAGUAACAACUCUGGCUCGGUGCUGGGACCACAGGGCUGGUCGCCCUUGCUGCCAGGCCAGACACGCAGAAUAAAGCUGGAGGUAUCCGAUCCACUGCUUAACCUCCAGAACAUCAGUGGUGGUAAAAGACCCUCAAACGGCGAAAGUGGGCGUUCAACACGGGGCGGCUCGCUGUUCUAUGCCGGAGCCGUGGGAGCAUUUCCACCUGGGGCCGUGCUUUAUCCUGUGGCCCCUGGAGAGCGCUCCAGUCCGGGAGCAUCCAGCCUGCCGACCACCGACAGUCCGACGUCAUACCAGAACGAGGAUGAGGAGCUUGAUGAAGAGCCCUUCGACACUGACGACACCUACAGUCAACUGUGUGGCCGCUCCGCUAACCCUUACGCAAUCACUGAGAAGCCUGAGAUGCCGCUGGCGCUGGAGAACCGUUCCUGUGUUCUGAUUCGUCGGGAUCUGGUGGCGCUGCCUGCCAGUCUAAUCAGUCAGAUUGGUUAUCGAUGCCACCCGAAACUCUAUACGGAGGGAGACCCGGGAGAGAAACUAGAACUAGUAGGAGGUACUGGUGUGUUCAUGACCCGAGGUCAGCUGAUGAACUGUCACCUGUGUGCUGGUAUCAAACACAAGGUGCUGCUCAGGAGACUGCUAGCUACCUUCUUCGACAGGAACACAUUAGCUAACAGCUGUGGGACGGGCAUUCGAUCUUCAACCAGUGACCCAAGCCGAAAACCACUAGACAGUCGAGUCCUGAAUGCUGUCAAACUGUACUGUCAGAACUUCGCACCUAAUUUUAAGGAAAGUGAGAUGAACGUCAUCGCAGCUGACAUGUGCACAAAUGCGCGGCGCGUACGCAAACGCUGGCUGCCCAAAAUCAAGUCCAUGUUGCCUGAUGGUAUGGAGGUGCAUCAGGGCUCUUCUGUGCCCACAGGUGUGGGUCUAGGCAUGAGCGGGGUCCCACUGGGCAUUCCCCUGCCCUUUGACAACCUGCUCCCCACUGGUCUGACCCUGGAACAGCGGCUCUACGCCGAGCGCAAAGAACCAAUGAGAACUCAUGUACCGCUGGACGAAGGUGACCCAGAGCCCCUACCCGAAGAGGAGCCUGACGAGGAGGAGGAAGCUCAGACCGACAGUCCUGAUGGGACAUUGGGGACAGCUCCUGUCGUUCCCAAAGCCAAGGGCGGGGUCAGUGUGACCACGCCUGCUGAUAGGCAGCAGAAGGAGGAGUUUGAGGAGGGCCUGAGAAUAAACGGGCAGUGAUUGGUUAGCUCUGCUCACUAGACUCAAAACAUGCCCCUUCAGUUCACAUAACCAUGUGAAUACACACUGAAGAGAGUGCGGAUUACUGGAACGGCAAACACAUACAGGCAUCUCGCAUGAAAAACAUAUGCAUAUGUUUCAGUUAACUGCUCAAAACCAGUGACAUUAAUAUGUUUAGUGAAUCAAAUCAUUUGAGCAGUGGCGCAAACGUUGGCCACAUGCUCGAGAACAGCGGUCAUGUGGUGUUGUGAUGAAAUGAUGCCAGUGGCACACACAGCGGGUGACCUUCAUUGUGAAACUCAAUCUAACGCUUUUGCAUGUUCCGUUCUUCAGAGCACUUUGGCACAAAUAUAGCACUAGAGUGAAUCUCAACAAAACAUGCCUAGAGUCACAUUUCACCCCAAAAUCAAGAGAGAAAAGACAUAUUGUAGUUUUUGUUAUAGUUUUUGCAUUGUGCCAUUAUUUUCAUGAUAUUUCUUCCCCAGUUUCUCUUUACUACAAUGCUCCCAGAUGAUUUACAAGUUUUUUUUGUCAUUUUUCUCAGUGAUGAUUCUGAUUAAAAUUCUCAAAAUAUCACUGCAACACAAUUAUUUUUUAUUUAGAAUGAAUUAAAGGUACUACAAUAAAUGCAUGCAUUUUAUAAGCAAAUACAUUUUACAACUAUAUUGUAAUACUAAAGUAAUAAUAAACAAAUAAAUAUUGUGUGUGUGUAUAUAUAUAUAUAUAUAUAUACAGCACCCCCCACUGUGGAAAAUUAUAUCACAAUGCAAAAAUCGGAAUACUUAAAAUUGGCUUUAUUUUUAUGCAAAAUAUAAUUUCUUAUUUUACAAUUAGUAAAUAAAUAUUAUACUAUGUUUUUUGUUAACUUUACAAUUUAAAUAAUAUAUAUUUUUUGCAUUAUGGAAAUGAGGAUGGGGGGUGUUUAAUUGUCAGGAAAAUAAUAGCACAAUGCAAAAAUCCUAAAAACUGGUUUUAUUUUCUUUAUGUAAAACAUAAUUUUUUAUUUCUGUCUUUUGAUUUUGGGUUAAAAUAUAGCAUGUUCUUGAGAAAUUUUACGAGAUUCACUCACUAUGUAGAGGAAUAACCUAAGGCAUAUGAAAAAUAAUGAAAUAAAAAAAAAAAACGUUAAUUGACGUUUUUCAUGUCAUGACAUAUUUCUUACUCAAAUGAUUGGUUUUAUUACUGUUGAUUUGAUGAAUUGUUUUGAAUGUUAACUUCAUUUGUCUUGUUUACAAAUGUUGACUGUACAUUUCAUAUAUUCCCUUUCCAAAUCAUAAUGCCUGUGUGUGUUUUGAGUAUCUAAACACUGACAUGCACAAACCGACAGACCCACACAUACACAUGUGACUUUACCAGUAAACACAUCUAUGACGUGACGAACACACGCUGAAGCAAUGAGCGCUCACUUAAACCGCUUGCAUGCAAAUUCAGAUUAGAAUCCGCAUUAUAAUCAGCAUCCCCCAUAUUAAAACAGCUACUUUUAACUUUAAGAUUGUUUAACGUACAAGGAGUGGCCAUUUUCUCAGAAUGCUGUGAGUUUACAGACGUCACAGACCCGGGAAGAGUUUUUUACUAUAUUUCUGAACUGUAAAUUGUCUCAUAAUGAAACUGGUAUGAAAUACUUUGCUGGCUUUAUACAUUUGCACUUAAUGACUUAAAGGAGCGGCCCAGAUCAACUGUUUGUACAAAGUGACUGGAGAUAUGUGCUGUGUCCUUCCCUCUGAUUGGCCGAUGGUUCUAGCGAAGACUGUUGUCUUGAGAGUGUUGCAAAGUUGCACAGUGACACAAGAGCGAUGUCGUCCUUCUGUUGGUGUUUCUUUUCACAGUUCACACCACGAUUGUGUUGUUUUCUUUGCCGUGUGCUUCUGUGCCCUGAAUGUUUUGCGUCACUUAUGAUGCACUAGAUAGUGUACACUAACAGAGCAAAGCCUCCCAAUGUCUUAUUGUCUAUUUUGUGACAGUCUUAAAGGUGAGAAAAAAUGUGGAAUAAUUUUACACUUCAGUGGUUGAAAAACAUGACGUGUGUUCCAGAAAACAGUUUAACUACUAUGUAAUUGCACUAUUGGGUGAAUCUCACAAAACACCUCAUAAAAUCAGAAGAAAGGCAUACAAAUUUAUAUUCUGCAUAAAGUAAAUGAUGCCUUUUUGCAGCACAACUUUAUAUAUAUAUAUAUAUAUAUAUAUAUAUAUAUAUAUAUAUAUAUAUAUAUAUUUUUUGGCAGUGUGACUUGAAAGCUUGUUUACCCCAAAAAACGUAUUACUAUAAUGUGACAGGAUGUUUUCUUUUGAAUAGUGAUUCACAUUAGAUUCGCAUUACUGUAAUAAUAAAGUAUUUUUUACAGAAUUACAUUUAAAAAAUAUUGUAAUACAAUGAUGUUUCUAAUUAAAUCUGCUACAGUACAAAUGAUGUAAUAACGAUUUAUAAUACUUUAACAUUUAAAUAAUAUAUCAUUAUAUAUCGUAAUGAGUAAUUUAAUUAUUUUUCUGCAUUACACUUUUCAAAAACAAAUCUUAAAGGUACUAAAAAGGUCUCUUUUUAUUUUAUUUUGGGGUGAAAUAUGACAAGGACAUGUUCUUGACAGGCAAUUAAUUAUUUUUUUGCAUUACAUUUAAAAAUAAAGUAAAAAAUGAUAUAAAUCUGAAUGGUUCUAAAAUAGGCUUCAUUUUCUUUAAACAAAGCAUUUUAUUUAUUUUUUAUUUAUUUUUUAUAUUAAUUAUCCUCUUUUUUUUCAUGAGAUUCACCCUAUUUUAUGACACACACACACACAAAAAAAAAAACAAAAAAAAUAUGUUAUUUUCAAUGAAAGUUGGAAUAGUAAGAAUAUACUUACAGCCAUGCAGCACAUUACACAAUACUGUAAAUGUCAGAAUCUUCAGGUAUGACGUGUUGUCACAGUUGUAGUAGAUUUGGAAAUAAAAAUGAUUUAAUCGUCUAAAGAAUUACAUCCAGUUCCACUAAUUUGGCCCUAAUGUAUUUUAAGAGUGUUUUGUCAGGGUUAAAUUGCCUAAUUAAUGCCAUAUACAUUUGUUCAUGUUGAUGACAUGCCUAACUGAUAUUUUGUGUCGAGACAGAUUGGUGCUGUAUUAAGAAAAUCUGGAAGGUUUUAAAGGUUUGUAGUUUCUUCGGAAGGGCUUAAAGCUGUUUUCUCAAUAUUUAACGCCGUCUAAUUGUAUUAAUUGGAGCAUCAUUCUUCAGUUGAACCUUGAUAUGAGGCCUAAUCAAAAAUAUUUUCAGUCAAAUAACGAUGGCAAAUAUAUAAUUGCCAUUUUAUGGGGGAGAAAUCGCCUCUUUUGAUUCAUGAUGAUUAUGGUAAUGGUUUGGGAUGUUGAUUCUUUUUUUGUGAGUUACUGAGUUUAAAGAACUUGUGCCUUACUGUGACUACUGAUACGAUUGUAACUACCUGAUCUCAUGUACCAUGACAUUUUUGCCUUUUUAGGGUGUGGAAAAAAUAUUUAAACCUUUAUUUUGAAUAAUUUGUGAAGACAUUGAAGAAAAUGAUGCAAAAAAGUGAUUUUUUUACGCAAUUGCUUGUUGUUUAUCACAAAUUUAGUUUGAACACGCCUGAUGAUUCUGACAAUAACUGACAAAUGUGCUGUUAAUCAUGGCUUGACAAUCCUGUUAUAUUUAUUGUUUAUGCAGUUUGUGACUAUUUUGAGGGAUUGCAAUACAUUUCUAAAGGUAGAAAUAGUUGGCCCAACAUUAAAAUGUGCAAAUAUAUACUAAUGAACUAAUAUCAGCAAGGCCAGUUCUUACAUGAGUAUUUUUAAGCACAUCUUUUCUAUCUUUCAUUAUGUACACAUAACUCCCACACAGACAUUUUGACAGAUGUGCAGAUGUCCAACCUUCUAUUUUGUUUAUUUUUUUAAUCUAGGUGGAUCUGAAUUUAUGCAGAAUGAGGAAGCUGUGUGUUGUAAUAGUAAUAUUGCUGUCCAAAUGUAUGUAACAUGCACAUUUAUAGAGCUCUGUUUCGAUUGUAGAAGCUUCUUUAAUAAGGCCAAAUAUCAGCACUAAUAUAUAAUGGAAAUGCUUUUGCACAACUGUGAGGUAUUGUGUGUGUGUAUGUUUGUGUGUUUGUUUGUGUUUGUGUGUGUGUGUUUGUGUGUGCAUGUGUGUGUUUGUGUGUGUGAGUGUGUGUGUGUGCAUGUUUGUGUGUGCAUGUUUGUGUGUGUGAGAAUAUGUGUAGUUUGUUUGUGUGUGUGUGCAUAUGUGUGUUUGUGUGUGUGUGUGUGUGCGCGCACAUGUGUGUGUGCGUGUGUGUGUGUUUGUGUGUGUGUGUUUAUGUGUGUGCAUGUGUGUGUGUGUGUGUGAGGGGUCCUGAUUGAUGUGGGCUCAUGUCAUGUUCAGCACUGUGCGUGUACCUUUGAGAACUAUUGAAUAGCUCUGAACCAAAUUCUGUAUCUGAAUAUGAAAUGCAAAUCUGAACAUAUUUGAAACUCUGAUCAUUUUUUUCAUAAUGGUUCAUAAUUGCAAGUUAGUAAUUUUCAAGUUUAUUUAGUGUUUAUUUUGCUGGUGCCUGAACUACAAAUAUCACAGUAACAAUCAUUGAAUGUCUUGUCAAUAAAACACAACAGUGCUUUUUAGGUGAAUCCGGGUCAAUAUUUUACCACAAAAAUGACAAAAAUGUAAUUGCAUUAAGAAAAUGAAGCGUAUUGUAGGGCCUUUAAUGUUUUUUUGCAUUGUGAAAGUAUUAUCAUCACAAAUGCAAAAUAAAAUAUGAUUGUAGUAUUGACAAUCAUAUUUUAUUUUGCAUUACAAACAUUACAAACAUUACAGAUUAUUGUAAUUCAAAUUAUCCUGUCCAGGAAUAAUAUUUAUUUGGCCAGCCUUUAUAAUUAAAUUAUACUUAAACUUGUACUUUACCAAUGAACUUUAUACUUUAAAUAAAAUUCAAUUUUUCCACA